CUCCUCCUACAUAUCGCAGACAUAUAAGCGUCCUUGAAAUCCCUAUGUGUGCAACGGCUUGAAACGUUUACAAUUGCUCCAAAUCUUCCAAAGCAUCCUAUAAAGGCCAAAUCCGCCUCAGACCCCAAGAAAACAGUAUGUGCCAAUAUACCUUCCACAACAACCCUGACUGUGGCCAUAUUGCAAACUUCAGCCUUGACAUCUGUGUUGAUAUGAUGAAUGCAAUGCGCGAGGGCACCAAGAACCCUCCUGACCACAAGGUCACCACUGUCCAUGACCUUCUGCCGAAAGGUCCCUUUUACCAGUGUCGUCCAUGUGAGGGUAAACUUGCCAAGGUGGACACCAACUGUUCAGACUGCUCCGAUUCUGAAUAUGUCGUUUUGGAGGGUCAAAACGCAGGUGUCCCAAUUGUGCACAGCUAUAUGGAGAUGUGCCUGAAUGAGAAGAAUACACCACCCGAUGGUUGUGACAACUUCGUGCAUGUGAACCAACCGCCACGACUGGGGACCCCUACCCCGGCACCGAAACCGAUGUCUGCCAGCCAAACUCUGAAAAUGAGGGAUCUGGCUAGUAGUGAAUCAGAGAUCCAUCCACCGAUCAACAUGAUGGAAACGCUGGAAGGAUAUGAAGAUUUCCUGAAGAAAUCAAACGAACAAUUUCGUGCUCGUCGCCCGCCUUCCACCCCGAUUCGCAGUCCAGAGUCAGGGAGCUACGGGGAUAUACCUGUUGCAAACCAAUCGUGGUAUGCGAGUGAUUCGGACACAGAGACUGACCAGGUGCAAUCUCCCCGUCCCCUUGGCUCUCCUUUCAGCUCACCACAUCGGGCCCCACGACCAAAAGAAGCCCCAUUGCGUGUAUCCGACUUGAAUAGCCCACCACCUAGUCAACAGCCAGGCUAUCUCAAGGCAACCCCCCAAUUGACCAAGGCAGGGAUUGAGGGCGAGGCUGCACCUGUUUAUCGAUCGAACGGUGCCACAACUCCGCCCAACCAGCAAUGGUAUUCGACGCUGCUUCCUUGCACACCUUCUCAUCUGAUCAUCCCCCAACGCUAUUCUCCACCAUCCGCACCGCGCAAGACUCAUCGGACAGAAUAUUCGCAGUAUAACCCGGUGGACACGUCGGGCAUCUCUUUCCGCCGCGAGUACAGGUUGCCGCGCCACGAUGUUCUAAAUACAGUCCUUCAGUCCCCACCGUCGCAAUAUCCUGAAAGUUAUAACAGAAGCUAUUCAAGACAGUACUGGGGUGCCGUAUCCGCUAUGACUCCUGCGUGCGAUGAGCGAUGGUGAUACCCCAUCGAUGGCAGUAUAUGGGGGUUCGAUGACUCAGCACCUACCAAGUUCAUAUUUCGGUCUUGUUGCGGGUCUUAUUUAUACUAUAUAUACACAAAAAUUACCCAUGGAUGCAUGCGUUCUGUUUCACUGCUAAUCGAUUAUCUUUCGGGUUUUUUAUGCGAAAGUGAUGGCGAUGAUAUCAGUGACAGCCUGAGAAUUUGACUUGGUGUUUCACCUUGAGUUAUUAGAGUUAUUGGUUCAAAGGGUUCGAUAAUAUCUGACAGUAUAAUUGUUAUGAAUUGUCAGUUUUGGUUAUGGUUAUUGCAAACGGAUAUUCAACCCACAGGUUCAAAUCCUUCUGUUCUGUCCCUAUCAUAUUCUGUAGACUGAUAAUCACACUACAUAGCCGAAGUAAGCAGUAGUCAU
Aspergillus eucalypticola CBS 122712 is the source of this 1697-nucleotide messenger RNA. RefSeq lists its product as uncharacterized. The record is from RefSeq and is a predicted model, not a curated record. Lineage: Eukaryota; Fungi; Ascomycota; Eurotiomycetes; Eurotiales; Aspergillaceae. Bases 138 to 1286 code for a protein of 382 amino acids. The transcript has a single exon.